Saccostrea cuccullata (small rock oyster) is the source of this 2294-nucleotide messenger RNA. Its product is annotated as interleukin-1 receptor-associated kinase 4-like. Gene Ontology annotation, molecular function: protein kinase activity; ATP binding. Bases 98 to 1714 code for a protein of 538 amino acids. Lineage: Eukaryota; Metazoa; Mollusca; Bivalvia; Ostreida; Ostreidae. Gene Ontology annotation, biological process: protein phosphorylation. The transcript has 2 exons. The record is from RefSeq and is a predicted model, not a curated record.
UCCCAUAAUGUAAGUGACUUCCGGGUAAAGAACGUGAUAGCAAUAAUUAACUUACUUAGGUUAUUUUAACAGAGAAAAUCAAAAUUAAAAAUCAGUGAUGUCGAAUGAAGUGACUGCGGAAACUUAUAUCCGCAAGCUACCAUACUCUGCAAUACUCAAGAUCGUGAAUUUCUUAGAACCUGAUCAGCUUUGGAAGAGGUUUUUAUGUCAUGUCCCCAAACGACUGGAUGACGAGAAUUUCGAGGAGCGGUACAGUACAUCUCAGGCCAAGAUGAUCGAGAGCAGAGCAGCUAAGCCUGGCACCUAUGCCACUAGAAUCAUUCUUGAAGACUGGGGAACACAAAAUGCUCGAGUGAAACAUCUCAUCAAAGCCUUGACAAAAGCUCGGCUGUAUGCAGCUGCAGACUAUCUAGCUGUUGUUCAGCUCAAAGGCAGCCCAGUACCGCGAGAAGAUGAACCUAUCUUAUCACCAGUGGGACCGUGUUCACUUACUCCUAAUGAACAGAAAAAUCUGGAGAACAGAAGCUUUGAAAAGAGGGAACUAUACAAUAAAGCUAAGAUGCCCGAUUCAGCCCCAGUUCUACCAGACAGUACCACAGACGGUGACACACGGACAAGUUAUAGUAGUGAGGACUUUACCAGAGAAGGCUCCAGCUCGUUAAACCAUCGCACGCCUUCUGAAUGUUCAGAGGACAGAGUAUUGGUUAACAGAAUCGAGUCUUAUGAUAGUGGAGAGAGAACACCUGAUCUGAAUGCCCCGCCUUGUUCAGUAUCCACAGACAGACACACAUCUAAGCCCUUAUCAACAGUCUACAGACCCGGAUCUCAAGCUAUUAACUUUUCUGUGCUCCAGUUUCACACCAACAACUUUGAUGAGAGACCUGCUUCACAAGGGGGCAGUGUUAUAGGAAGGGGAGGGUUUGGAACUGUGUAUAAAGCCAGAUUUCAAAAUAACUAUGUUGUGGCUGUCAAGAGACUUAAGGAUCCUGAAGAUCCAGUGAUGCUUAAGCAGUUUGAAACAGAACUGAAAACAUUAGCUGCUUAUCAUCAUGAAAAUAUUGUCGAGCUUGUUGGGUACUCCAUUGACGGCCCUGAGAAAUGUUUAGUUUAUGAAUUCAUGCCCAAUGGCUCUCUGGAGGAUCGACUUCACUGUCUGAAUGGGACCCCUCCCUUGUCCUGGCAGUUAAGACUUGAUAUUGCAUACGGCACAGCCAAAGGAAUAGUGUAUCUGAAUGACAAUGGGUUAGUUCACAGGGACAUAAAAAGUGCAAAUGUUUUACUGGAUGAAAAAUUUGGGCCAAAAGUUGGUGACUUUGCCACAGCACGGCUGGCACCCUCUGGCAGCAGUACCACUGUGGCCUCAACUAAACUAGUGAUAGGAACCUCAGCAUACAUGGCCCCAGAGGCCAUCAGGUUUGACAUCUCAGCUAAACUGGACUCCUUUGCAUUUGGAGUGGUGUUACUAGAGAUCUUAACGGGUCUGCCACCCAGUGAUAACAGUCGUGAGGACACUGACCUAUAUAGCCAUGUAUUGGAGAACGCUGAGGACAGUAUCGCCCAACUCCUGGACCACAGCGCAGGACCUUGGUGUCAUCAGACGGCAGACGACCUCUAUCACAUAGCCCUCCGCUGUCUGAAGGACAGGAAAAGGGAGAGAGUGCAGGUCAAGGACGUACUAUGUGACCUUCAAAGACUGCUGGCAGGACCCAGUUAAUAGCCUGAUCAUUUGAACAUUGUGUUAAAAAAUUAAUGUACCUUAUUUCCAUGUUUGUGUCAAAUUUAUGUAUCCCCGUGUCUGACACACUGGCCUGGAUUCUAUCCCAGGACCCUUCAACCCAGGGACUAGGUCUGGUUGUCUCCCCUCACACCAAGACAGUGAAAAAAUAUAUCUUUGGUGGAUUUCAUGCGGGCUGUGAUAUGCCAAUUUGAUAUCUAAAUUAAUCUGUUGAACAGAUUAAACUUUCCUUGAAAGUGUAACUAUUUAUACUGAUUCAAAAGGCCUGUACAUCUAUAUGUAUUUAUGAAAGAAACACAUGUUUAUUCGUCUCCCAGUGAUGAAAGCUUUAGUAUUUGUUUCCAAAUGAAGGCAAUAUGACUUUGUUAAAGUUAAACAGUAGAAUUUAUUGCAUUGUUGUUAUUUUUUUCUGAAUAAGUAAAAUUAGAUGUCAGCUAGUCAAGAUUUUGCAGAAUACAGUUGUACAAUGUAAAGUGUGUUGAAUAUACUAGUAGACGAAUAUAUCAUUUGUGCACACCAUUACAUUUCUUGGAAAGAUAAAUUUGUGUUUGAAAUCUCA